Messenger RNA from Trichoderma reesei QM6a, 2562 nucleotides. RefSeq lists its product as uncharacterized. The transcript has a single exon. The record is from RefSeq and is a predicted model, not a curated record. Lineage: Eukaryota; Fungi; Ascomycota; Sordariomycetes; Hypocreales; Hypocreaceae. The coding region runs from base 1 to 2562 and encodes 853 amino acids.
AUGCGCUCAGGCUCAGGCAACGCAUGCUCGGACGCUGUCGUCGACAAUCCCCGAGCCACGUCCAGGCCCAAGCCCAAGCCUCAUCUCCAACCUCGACCUCAAUCUCAACAACAACAACCACCACAACCACAACCACAACCUCACCCUCACCCUCACCCGCAACCUCAGCUUCGGCCUCAACCCAGCCUUCAUCACCACCACCAGCAACCGCGCCAUCACCCCCCCAAGCCGCAACCCUCCGCCUCGCGACUGUCCGCUUGCAAGCCCGCGCCGCAGCGACCAGCGACCAAAGCCUCGACGACGACCACGACAACGACUCCUGCUCCUCGAUUGGGCUCGACUCCGCCCAAUCCCCAGGGACCGCCCCUCACCCGCCCGACAGCUGCUCGACAGCCGAAACAACAUGUGCUUUCUGUGAGGACUGCCGCUGCCCCGACUACGCGUUCUUCCACCAAGAGGGACGCCGCCACGAUGCCUCCCGGCGACAAGCCUCGCCAGCCCCAGCUGAGCGCUGGACCCCCCCGAGGCAUGACCCGAACGCCCCUGACGCCCAAGGUUGCCGUUAAGGGCCCGCCAGCAACCACGCCGCUGGCUCGCAAGUCCUCGUCCGUCGUCAGCGCGCAGUCGCCGCGCGGCGAGAGCGCCGCCGCAGCUCCUCCGGGUUCAUACCUCAGCCAUACCAGCACCCCGCGGUCGGGCGCCAGGCAGUCCCGUGCCGAGAGCACCGUCUCGACGCCGGGCAGCUCGACGAACCUCGACAAGAUGAGCGACGGCGGGUGGGAGACGCGGAGCAACCGCGGCCUGGGCGUGUCGCCCCUGGCUCGUAACGACAGCCUGAGCUCUAGGAGGAGCGUCACCAGCUCAUCGUCCACCGGGCCGGGCGAGGACUCCAAGUUCUUCUACGCGAGCAGCGUAAAGCCCUCGGCCCAUGCGCCGCCGCCCCGACCGGCCUCGGUUGUUCAUACUAAAAGUACGCCGACCUUUUUCUACGCGAGCGAUGCUGCCAGCAAGCGGGUGACGAGCCCUCCGGCAUACCCCAGCUCAAGCACCCACUCGCUGGCCUCGGCGCAAGAGGGCGUCGCCACCAAGUUCUUCUACGCGAAUGGCGCGCCAGACAUGGACGCGAGGCUGUCUGCCCGCAGCUCCGGGACGGGCUCGACCAUCUCCAGCGGCUCCAGGGCGACGCGCGCCAAUACCAGCAACUCCUCGGCCGUGGGAUCCAGCACGACUCAGCUGUACUCGCGGCCAGCAUCACCCUCAAAGAACCUUACGCACCCUACACUACCGCAGCAGCAGCAUGCCCAGCCGACGCUCCGAGCCAGUGCCAUGUCGCCUACCUCCCCGAUCAGAGCCUCGGCUCACCCGGCUCCGAAACUGGCGGCUGCCCCUGCCCAGGCCAACAAGAGGCGAGUGAGCAUCGAGUCGCCUCUGCGGUUGAACAAGGGGCACGGCCGCGCAGGAAGCGUCGUUUCUGUAGAAGGAGGAGCCGCCGUACCAAAGAUCGCCUCACCGACAAGCGUACCCCCCGCGAUUUAUGCGCCCGAUAUGACACCGCCACUUCUGAGUCCCGGACUGGCGCAAUUAGCACAGCCCAUGACGAUGGCGUCGAUAUUACAAAUGGCCGACGAAAUGGACGAUGAGGAUGAAGAGGAUGACGAAGACGGGAGCGAAGGCGAGGGAGAGGACGGAGAAGAUGGAGACAGCGACGAUUCGGAAUCUGACUCCAUCAGUCGAAAGAGAUCUUCGCAGAACUCCGAACCUCUUAGCCACCUUGUCCUGAGCGCCCGACGCGAGCGCAAAGUUCAGGACCUGGAAAUCACAAACGCUUCUCUCGAAGCCAUCAACAGAACCCUUGAGAGGCAACUGCGCAAACAAUCCGCAGAACUGCGCCGCUUCCGGCGCUUAUCCAGAGCCGGGCGCCUUCCCAGCGGCUCGGGAGCCUCCGGCCAAGGAGGUGCCUCUCUCACCGUUCCAGAUGCCUCGGGGGCCCUCACCGACGUUAGCGAGAGGGAGGAAGAUGCCGCAAAAUUAAAUGGAGAACUGGACGAGGACGAGGACGAAGAGGACGAGGAGGAUGAGGAGGACGAGGACUCGCUAGUCGACUCCGACUUGUCCCACGGAAACUCAGCCGCCGACCCCAGUUCUACCACCUCUCAGUCAAAGGUGGAAUCGCCUGGCGACAAACGGCGGAAACGGGACGAGCGCCGUCUCCAGCUCGACCUCACGAGGCACCAAGAGCUCUUGCUCGACAGCCAGAAGAUGAACCAGAGUCUCAAGAAGUGUCUGGACUGGACAGAGGUGCUCAUCAAAGAGGGCCAGAAGGCAUUGGCCUACCGCGUCCGGAUUGCCGACGUGGACGCCAUGCCCGGCCGCGUCCUGGCAGCCUCGUACUACGACUACGGUGACGACACGUCUCAAGUCGAAGAUGAUACGGUGUCCACCGUUUCCGCAUCACGUUUCGACGACGAUACCAUAUCAAAUAUUGAAUCCGAAGCAGAGGCUUGGCCGAAAGGAGCACAGGAUCGUGACAGCGGCAUAGAGCUGCCCGUUGCGGGUCACUAG